Molecule: messenger RNA, 1468 nt
Organism: Sphaerodactylus townsendi
Lineage: Eukaryota; Metazoa; Chordata; Lepidosauria; Squamata; Sphaerodactylidae
Gene: TALDO1
Product: transaldolase 1
Exons: 8
Coding region: 221-1234 (337 amino acids)
Biological process (GO): pentose-phosphate shunt, non-oxidative branch; carbohydrate metabolic process; pentose-phosphate shunt
Cellular component (GO): intracellular anatomical structure; cytoplasm
Molecular function (GO): transaldolase activity
Source: RefSeq, a predicted model, not a curated record
CGGGGCGUGCGGAGGGGGUGUCAAAGGAGCGAAAUGAGGCAAUCGGAUCAAGGUCGGCGCCGGCAGUAUUAGCUUGCUUCACUCCUCCCCUUCGUGAAGCCUCGCUCUCCAGCCAGUUUCGCCUUAUCGAUUGGCAGCGUUGGGUGGCGCGAGCCGUCCGCAGUUCCUCAGAGGGGUCUCGCGAGGCGCAGUCGCGCCCCCUCCCUUUAUAUCCAGGGCGAUGUCAGUUCCGUCAGUUAAGAAGCAGAAGAUGGAGUCGGCGCUGGAGCACCUCAAGCAGCACACCACGGUGGUGGCCGACACCGGGGACUUCCAUGCCAUUGAGGAAUACCAGCCUUUGGAUGCUACUACCAAUCCUUCCCUGAUACUGGCUGCUGCCCAGAUGCCAUCUUACCAGCAGUUAGUGAAAGAUGCUAUUGCUCAUGGAAAGGAACUUGGUGGGUCAGAAGACAAUCAAGUGACAAAUGCUUGUGAAAAGCUUUUUGUAUUGUUUGGUGCAGAAAUUCUGAAGAGGAUAAAAGGCCGUGUGUCCACAGAGGUAGAUGCAAGGUUGUCUUUUGACAAGGAAGGCAUGGUUAAGAAGGCGAGACACUUCAUAGAUCUUUAUAAGGAAGCAGGAAUUAGUAAAGACCGUAUCCUCAUCAAGCUGUCUUCAACAUGGGAGGGGAUCCAGGCUGGCAAGAUUCUUGAAGAACAACACGGGAUCCAUUGCAACAUGACAUUACUGUUUUCCUUUGCUCAGGCUGUUGCCUGUGCGGAGGCAGGCGUGACACUCAUUUCCCCAUUUGUUGGGCGUAUCCUGGAUUGGCAUGUUGCAAAUACAGACAAAAAGGUUUAUGAACCAUCAGAGGAUCCAGGAGUGAAAAGUGUCACUAAAAUCUACAAUUACUAUAAAAAGUUUGGCUACAAAACUAUUGUGAUGGGAGCAUCAUUUCGAAACACUGGGGAAAUCAAAGCUCUGACUGGCUGUGACUAUCUAACCAUUUCUCCCAAGCUUCUGGGAGAACUCAGCAAAGAUACCAGUAAGCUAACGCCAAUGCUCAGUGUCAAAGAAGCUCAGGCAAGUAGCUUGGAGAAGAUUCAUCUAGAUGAGAAGACAUUCCGUUGGCUUCACAAUGAAGACCAAAUGGCUGUGGAGAAAUUGUCUGAUGGAAUCAGAAAGUUUGCUGCUGAUGCCAUUAAAUUGGAACAGAUGAUAAAGGAACGAAUGUUCAAUGCUGCAAAUGGAAAGUAGACGAACCAAAGUUCUUGGACAUGGAAUGGUAGUACAGAUGCCCAAAUGUUGCGUAUGAAUGGAUUUUCUGUUUUCCAAGCUUUUUAUGUAGAUUUGUAAACAGAAGGUUUUCAAUGUUUGUGAAUUUUAUAUAUCAAAAAUCCAUUCCUUGGAAGUGACACAUUUCUUUUUCUCCGAGGAUUAUAAACUGCAAAUGUUUUAUCUUCUCCAAAAUAUGAAAUUGAAAAUAUCUGA